This is a messenger RNA of Phycomyces blakesleeanus NRRL 1555(-), 459 nucleotides long. RefSeq lists its product as hypothetical. The transcript has 6 exons. The record is from RefSeq and is a predicted model, not a curated record. Gene Ontology annotation, biological process: cilium assembly. NCBI's taxonomy places the organism in Eukaryota, Fungi, Mucoromycota, Mucoromycetes, Mucorales, Phycomycetaceae. Gene Ontology annotation, molecular function: protein binding. The coding region runs from base 1 to 459 and encodes 152 amino acids.
AUGUACAUCUUGAAUGAUGCUGUUCUUGAGCUUAUAUUUACUCUAGAGAAGUGCGAUUCCCAAGAACCUCUUUUGGGUUCAAGCAAUCAACAUAUCAAAAAGGAUGCAAUCAAAUUGGUCGAACAAAAUGGAAUAGAGGAUGCACUUGAAUUACUAAAUCGAUGUAUUGAGAUGGGAACAACCUAUGGAUCAGCUUAUAAUAACAUGGUAAAGCUAUAUCGUAUGCUUCACGAAAAUAUUGAGGCUAUACAUGAUGUCAACAAAGUAGUUUCACUGGAAGAAGAACAAUCUAAGGCUUACAUCCAGCGCGCUAUUCUUAAAUGUCAGGAUGGAGAUAUUUUGGGAUCAAAAGUUAAUUUUGCAAUAGGUCCAAAGUAUGGAAACGCAUUGCUCAAAGCAUCACUAUUCAAGAUAACCCAUAUGUCAAGAUGUGCAACCAAGUUACACUCCAAGCAAUGA